AUGGGCGGCGACCUCCCCCCGCGCGGGAGCUUCGCGACGCUCACCGACGCGGACGUCGCGCGCUUCCGAUCCAUCCUCGAGUCGACGCCCGGCGACGUCGCGCGCGCGGUGCUCACGGACGAAAAGUCCCUCGCGGACGCCAACGAGGACUGGACGCGCGCGUACAGAGGUCGCUCGCGCGUGCUGCUUCUGCCGCGGACGACUUCGCAGGUCGCCGCGAUCGUGCGCCACUGCAACGACCGGAACCUCGCGGUCGUGCCGCAGGGCGGGAACACCGGCCUCGUCGGCGGCGGCGUGCCUGUCCACGACGAGGUCGUGCUCGGCAUGAAGCGCAUGCGGUCGGUCGUGUCGAUCGAUCCAUCCGCGGGCGUCGUCGUCGCCGAGGCGGGCGUCGUCCUCGACGACCUCGAGACCGCGCUGAACCGCGAGGGGAUGACCGUCCCGCUGGACCUGGGCGCGAAGGGGAAGUGCCAGAUCGGCGGGAACGUCUCCACGAACGCGGGCGGACUCAGGCUGUUGCGUCACGGAUCGCUGCACGGGAGCGUUUUGGGCGUCGAGGUCGUGCUCGCGAGCGGCGAAGUCUUGAACCUUCUCAAGACGCUGCGGAAGGAUAACACCGGGUACGACCUGAAGCAGCUGUUCAUCGGCGCGGAGGGGACGUUGGGGGUGGUCACGAAAGUCGCGCUGUUGGCGCCGAGGAAGCCGAGGAGGGUGGACGUGACGUUCGCGGCGGCGCCGUCGUUCUCGGCCGCGGUGGAGACGCUCGUCGCCGCCAAGACGGAGCUCUCGGAGUCGCUUCAGGCGUUCGAAUUUCUGGACCGCGCGAGUCUCGAGCUCGUGUGCGCGCAGAUGAAAGGCGCGAGGGACCCGCUGCCGGGGAGCGAGGCGCCGUUCUACGUCGUCAUGGAGACGAGCGGGAGCGCGGAGCGCGCGGCGGAGGAGCGAGCGCGGUUGGACCGGUUUUUAGCCGACGCGAAGACGCGGGGGCGCGUCGUCGACGGCGUCGUCGGCGCGGACGCGAAGCACGCGGCGGCGCUGUGGAACCUCCGCGAGCGGAUAUCCCUCGCGCUGAAGCACGCGGGCGCGGUGUACAAGUACGACCUGAGCCUCCCGACGGCGCGGAUGUACGAGCUCGUCGAGGUCAUGCGCGAGCGCGUCGCGAGCGCGGCGGCGGCGGCGGCGGCGGGCGCCGCCGGCGCGUUCGACUUCUCGCGCGUCUCCGUGCUCGGGUACGGCCACCUCGGCGACGGGAACUUACACCUGAACAUAAGCUCUCCGGACGGGUACGACGCGCGCCUCGAGCGAAUCAUCGAGCCGCACGUGUACGAGUGGACGGCGAGCGUCGACGGGAGCGUCAGCGCGGAGCACGGCGUCGGCGCGAUGAAACCGAACGAGGUGUCGCGCUCGAAACCGGCGGCGGCGAUCGAGCUGAUGCGAGCCAUCAAGGACGUGUUCGAUCCGAAAGGGAUUUUGAACCCGUACAAGGUGUUGCCGCCGCGCGCGAGGUUGUGACCUCCUUCUUCGUCUUCUUUAGCUAGGGUAGACUAGGUAGGACUCUUCUUACAAACCGUCUGUAGACGCC
Molecule: messenger RNA, 1582 nt
Organism: Micromonas pusilla CCMP1545
Lineage: Eukaryota; Viridiplantae; Chlorophyta; Mamiellophyceae; Mamiellales; Mamiellaceae
Exons: 2
Coding region: 1-1512 (503 amino acids)
Cellular component (GO): mitochondrion
Molecular function (GO): FAD binding; catalytic activity
Source: RefSeq, a predicted model, not a curated record